CGCUUUGUCCCUCCACGAUUCGAUUCGCACCCUGGAUAUACACACCACACCCACCACACCACACCACACCACACGUCAAGUCAGUGAGUCAGAACAGCCUGAACGUGGUCGCCGAUUCUCGUGCAUCAUCCGCCCUGCCCGAUUCCCCCUCCCCCUCCCCGUCUCUCUCCCUCUCCCUCUCCCCCUGCCACUCUCUCAGCAUGACAUCGACAGCGAGGCCCGCCUCGCCCACCACCCACACCGGGCCGCUCACCGCCACAUGUUCACCACUCCCGCCGCUAUUGCUGCUGCCCUUCCGCACCGUCCGCUUGACGUCAUCCACCUCUUUGGUGCGCUCGAAUGCUGCCCCACAGGGUGGUCCACUGCUGUCGUCUGCUCUGGGGCUCGGGCGCUGUCUAGUGGGGCCAUGGGGAUGGGGGAUUGGGGUCGUCAGUAGGGACUGACACACACACACAAGAGGUGGUUGUCUGUCUCAGAGAGCGGCCCCCCCUUCCAGGCCCCGACCUUGGUUGCCAGGAGGAGCCGCCAUGCGGAGGUGCGGUUGCCGUUUGCAAGGGUGUGGAUGGGGCGGGCCAGGUGGUGAAGACACAGCAGCUGGAAAGCCACACCUGAACCAACACCAACCAGCGCGGUCAAGACACUGCCUGCCGCUGAGCGAGGGCGUAGGUGUGCGUGUGUGUGUGUGUGUGUUGUCUGGUCUGACUGUGUCGUGCCUCCAGUUCUUCGCGGGCCGUCUUGCCGUCACGCACACGCUGCCCACCCUGCCAUAGACACAGAUACACACAAGGAGAGAGAGCAGAAAAAUCCAGCGAUCCAUCCAUCGAUGCCAUCCAAGGCCUGUCUGGCCCUCACACACCCAUCCCUCCCUCCCUGCCCCCACCAUACCGUGUGGUCGAUGCGUGCAGCGGCGUAGGCCAGGCUCCCCACCCAAUCAACAGCCUUGUCAGCCAUCCCCGACCACCAUGGCGGCCCCUCACCGUCACCACCACCCCUCAUCACAGCAGCCACACAGCUGCCCACCAGCCUGUCGACGCCCCGCAGUCCACCCGCCGUGUCGAGCAGCCGACCCACAGGCAGCGAACCCAGAGAAGAAAGGGACAAAGAAGAAGAGGCCGAUGGUGGUGCUGCACCGCUGGCAGCACCCUCCUCGUCUCCCCCAUGAUGGAACAAGGCUGCCUGGUGCUCGAGAAGUCGCGUCAUGAGAUUGUUAGCCUUGUCGUUCUGGUCCCAGUAGUCCACAGAGCGGCACGCCUCCACAGCCACGGCAUAGUGCGUGAGGGGCAGGGACACGGUGGUCCCAGCCCCUUCACUCUGAGCCAGCGAUUCCACCAGCACGGCUGUGGCGGCUUGGAAAAGCUGUGGGUGUGGGAACCGCAUGCGGCCGUAGGCUGCCAGGAGGGAGACGACCAGGGAGGGGGAGAGAGGGGAGGGGGAG
Molecule: messenger RNA, 1435 nt
Organism: Vitrella brassicaformis
Lineage: Eukaryota; Vitrellaceae
Source: the annotation of a GenBank genome assembly